CCCUCUAACAGUUUCAAGAUCGAGUUUUUGUUUCUAAGUAUGAUCCUAACCGCUGGGUUAAUACCACCAGCGCCUCGCAAGAGUUAUUACUACGAAAUGAUUUAAUUUUAAAGUUGUGAAAUGGCAGGCCAGAUCGAUAACUUGAUUAACGUCUGCAGCUUCCACACUGAGGAGGAAUUGGAUCACUACUGUAAGACCUGUGCUAGAGCCCUUUGUGAAGAAUGCAUUAAACUAGACCAUCGCGAUCAUGACUGGUGUAAACUUAAGAAGGUCGCCCAGGACAUUCGACGUUCUACAAGUGAUAAAAUUACCGAAAUAAUCAAUCAAGAGAUUCCAAAAAUAGAAUCAAACCUGAAAGCAAUAGCUGAAGUUGAAGAAAAGAAUAAAGCCGCUAAAACUGAGAAAAUCAACAGGAUUAAACAUCGCGAGAACGAGUUAGUAUCUGCAGUUAAGGUCAUUUCUGAUAACUUAAUCAAGGAACUUUCAGAAGUCAGUUCUAGCGAAGCUGGAGAGCAUGGCAGAUCUUCGGAGGACAACAAUAUUACUACUUUGCACAACCUAACUGGGUACUUUACAGAAAACAAAGAUAGAGCAGAUGACGUUGCUAUCGUUAAACUACACGAGAAAAUUCGGAAUCGGUUGAGCGCCAUCAAACUGCACGAUCCACAGAGGGCAGAGGAUCAUGUGGAAUUUAACGAAGGUCAAAUCGAUAUCCACUUCUUAGAACAUAUGUUUGGGCGCGUCGUUAGGGACAAUUAUCUGCACUCCCGACUUUCGGGAGUUGAAAUCGAAGGAACAACAUUGACAGAACUUUUUAAUUUCCAGGUGACAUCUAAUCCGAUUCUUUCUCUUUCCGAAAAAUCGCUCGAGGAAACAUGGAUCUAUGGAAGGAACGACAAGGAGAUCAAAUUAUGCAACACAGAUGGCGGUGUCCUCCGGAAGUUUGACCUGGAUAUUGUGGUCAUCAGGGGCUUCGUUCGCCUUGACAACGGGGACUUAAUUAUAGCGGAUAGCGGCAAUAGGGUGUUAAGUCGAUGGUCGAUUAAAGAUGGCGAAAUUAAAAUUAUAACGAAUUUGUCACCAUUUGAGCCCUUGGGGGUGGCGCUUUCACUGAAAAAGGAGCUGCUUGUAGGGACGAAAGAUCGAUUCAAUACACGUAGAAUUGUCCAGAAAAUGGCGAUCAAUGGACGCGUCCUACACUCUUAUGAAUACGAAGAGGGUCAUCGAGAGUGGAUCAAAUAUUAUUUGUUCAAUUCUCCAGACAGGGUCGCUGAAAAUUUCAACAGGGAUCUCUGCGUGGUAGAUACAAUGAGUAGAAAUACGGGCCGUCUGCUUAUCAUUACGGAGGCGGGAAAACUUCGCGUAAUCUACACAGACUUAAAGUUGACGAAAUCUUGGUAGAAUGUUCAAGCCAUCUGAUGUCUGUUGUUCAAAAAAUUGUGAAAUUAUUCUGAGCGACCCAAGAAAUAAUGCUAUCCAUGUCCUUGACAAAGACGGGACAUUCCAGAGAUUCUUGUUAACGGAUUGUCUCAUGCCUUCGGCUCUAAGACUCUCCCAAAAGAGACUAUUGGUGGGGUCCGAGAACGGAAGCGUGCAUGUUUACGAAUAUGAAGAAAGUAAUCAAUCUAAUGGAAA
Saccostrea echinata is the source of this 1635-nucleotide messenger RNA. RefSeq lists its product as uncharacterized. The record is from RefSeq and is a predicted model, not a curated record. Bases 121 to 1401 code for a protein of 426 amino acids. Gene Ontology annotation, molecular function: zinc ion binding. NCBI's taxonomy places the organism in Eukaryota, Metazoa, Mollusca, Bivalvia, Ostreida, Ostreidae. The transcript has a single exon.